GUCCCAAAACUUUUGGCAAUACCUACAUGCCAGUGAAGAUCACAUCAGAGUUGUCCACUUGAGGGCAGUGUGAGACAAACGAUGACGAGCCGUGCUUUUACGUCACAUCCGGCGUCCCUGCCGGUCCGGUGCUAGCGUGUGGAGAUGGCGGACAGCACAGUUACAGUGACAGUUGCUCAUGGAAGCUCCAAACACAGCAUCACACUAACAGGACAGGAUGGAAAUGAGCCCAUACUUAAAGACCUGUCUGAAGCUCUGGCACAAGCCACUGGAGUACCACAAGCUUGCCAGAAAAUCAUAUUUAAAGGGAAAUCCUUGAAGGAAAUGGAGGAAAGUAUAUCCAGCCUCGGAAUAAAGCAAGGAUGUAAACUUAUGAUGAUUGGAAAAAGGAAUAGUCCAGAGGAGGAGGCUGAACUGAAAAAGCUGAAAGACAUUGAGAAGUCUGUGGAGCAAACAGCCAAGAAGCUGGAGAAAGUGCACGGUGAACUGACCGGACUGAAAAAUGGCUUCUUAGCAAAGGAUCUUCAGGCUGAAGCUCUUAAUAAAUUGGACCACCGAGUAAAAGUAGCUGCUGAGCAUUUUAUGAAGAUCCUUGAGGAGAUUGAUGGCGUGACUGUGCCUGAAAAUUUUAGCGACUGUAGGAUGAAGAAAAAAGGACUUGUUAAAACUGUACAGGGAUUCCUUGCUCAGUGCGACAAGAUUGAAGCCAGCAUAUCGGAUCAUCUGGCAAAGAUUCAGAACAAAAACUUAGCCUUGAAUGAAUAACAGAAAGUUAACAACAGCGGUCACAUUUAUAUUUGCUCUGUGAGCGAUUGAGGAACAAUCACACUGAGCUUCAAUACUGGAGCAGGUUCAACAGUGUUUAUUUAUGUAUUCGUCCCUUAAAGGGCAGCUUAAAUCCUGUUGCAGUGAUCUGGAGGUUAAAAGGUGGAUAUUGAUUCGGGAAAAUAAAUGGGUCUACGUUGUUUCUUUAAGAUCAGUGGGUAAGGACUGCACAGGUUGUGUCUUUAAGUAACCAUUUUAAUGACAAGGUAUAUAAAAUGUUUUGCGUGUAUAGGAAUAAGGAACAUAAUUUGGUCAAAAGCUUGCUCCUCAGCAGUGAUUGUCUUUUAAAAUCAAACGUGGAGUGAUGUAUAGUGAUGUAAUAUUGUCUGUACUCAAGAAAGCAUAGAGCGCAGCAACAUACAGUUGCUACUGUAUUGGAUCCUGAGCAGAGGGUAAAUGUUUCAGUUUAAUUAUCCUAAAAAAUCUCUAUGCUUUAAGCCAUUUUGAUGUGGUGUGUGUACGCAACUUGUACUGUGACAUAAUUUAAGAACGCCAUCAACUAAUGUACUGCAAAUGAUGUAACAUCAGACAUUAAUUAUGCCAAAUCACAUCGUCAUGUUUGUGUGAAUUAUUUUGCUGUGGGCAAUAAAAUGUUUGUUCUUUUA
Messenger RNA from Hemibagrus wyckioides, 1430 nucleotides. RefSeq names its product BCL2 associated athanogene 1 (gene bag1). The coding region runs from base 145 to 765 and encodes 206 amino acids. The record is from RefSeq and is a predicted model, not a curated record. Gene Ontology annotation, cellular component: nucleus; membrane; cytosol. NCBI's taxonomy places the organism in Eukaryota, Metazoa, Chordata, Actinopteri, Siluriformes, Bagridae. Gene Ontology annotation, biological process: protein stabilization. Gene Ontology annotation, molecular function: protein-folding chaperone binding; adenyl-nucleotide exchange factor activity. The transcript has 7 exons.